ACCAAUGUUUAAAUUUCACUUUUAGGUUUUUAAGAAAGUUUAAAGAUGGGUCUGCUUGAUGAUUGCGAGCUACAUUAUGGAACAAGAGAUUUGUACGAGCUGCUAAAAGUUUCCAAAACCUGCUCAGAACAAGGGAUAAAAAGAGCCUACCGUAAGUUGUCACUUAAAGUUCACCCAGACAGAGCAACUGAUGAUGAAAAAGAAACCGCUACAAUUAAAUUCCAAGUUCUUUCCAAAAUCAGCAAAGUUUUGUUGGACAAAGACGGGCGUGAUGUUUAUGAUAAAGAGGAAAGAAUUUUGGACGAUGAAGAAGUUUUAAAUGAGGAGUACAGCUGGAAAAAUUACUGGAGUUCAAUGUUUAACUUAAGUGCGGACGAUGUUCGACAGUUUUACGAGAAAUAUCGAGGUUCUGCUGAAGAAAGUGAAGAUUUGAAGGAAAUAUACAAGGAAUGUGAGGGGGACAUGGAUUUGUUGUUUGAGAUGCAGAUCUGUUCCUCCAUUGAAGAUGAACCGAGGUUUAGAAAGAUUUUAGAAACAGCUAUCACUGAUGGGGAAGUCCCAGGGUACGAUAAAUUUGUAAAUGAGUCAAAAGCGAAACGAACCAAAAGAAAAAAGUUUUUCGCCAAAGAAGCGAAAGAAGCUGAAGCAGCAAGGAAAGCAAACGGACUUAAUGGUGAUGACAAAAGUUUAGAGCAGAUGAUUUUAAAGCGGCAAAAGACUCGGGAAAAAGAAGCAGAUUCUUUCUUUUCGCAUUUAGAAGAAAAAUAUGCGAAGAAGCCGAAAGCUACUGGUGCAAGAAAAAGAAAACCCAAAAAAACCUGAUUUAAGCUUAACACCUUCGUUUAUUGUACUAACUUUAUUUGAUUUACUUUUCCAUCAGUUCCAACUAAAAUGACUUUUAAUUUAAACAAUGAAUGUUCUGGCAGUUGUGGGAUAUUUAAACCCAGAUGCAAUAAAUUUAUUUUGCUUUAUUUGAUUGUUUGGUAUAUACUUUGGGAGUGUUAGGAGGAAUAAAAAACUUUAUUGCACAAUAUAACUACAGCUACAAUGUUUUAGGAGUAUCUGAUUAACAAUGUAACCCCACAG
Ciona intestinalis (vase tunicate) is the source of this 1086-nucleotide messenger RNA. RefSeq names its product dnaJ homolog subfamily C member 9. Lineage: Eukaryota; Metazoa; Chordata; Ascidiacea; Phlebobranchia; Cionidae. The record is from RefSeq and is a predicted model, not a curated record. Gene Ontology annotation, cellular component: cytoplasm; nucleus. Gene Ontology annotation, molecular function: heat shock protein binding.